GGAAGGCCUGCCAGGAGGAAGUCAGAGAGGGAAGGCCACUGAGGAAUCUUGGAGGAAGUCCAGGUCUGGGAUUGGUUAAUGAAUAAUGUAGAUUUAGGCGCCACAGAGGGCGCGCGGGAAUUUGAAAUCAAAUUUGCUGCCACCAGAUUUGCAGGAGCUCAGGGAAGAUGUCGGGCAGCAGGAGUUCGAUGUUUCAUGCUACAGUCUGUCUGCAUUGGAUCUUCCUCCUCCUGCUCUUCUUGGGGCAGAAAACAGGUUCCUCAAGAUCAGUAAGGCACCAGCGAUCUAUGAUAGCUAAGACAGGAGAGAGUGUCGUCCUGAAUUGUGAAUCAAGGGACAUGGCAGAAGUCCUACAAGUGACCUGGCAAAAGAUCCAGCAUUCUUUGUCAGAAAACAUAAGCACCUAUAGCAGGAGGUAUGGAGUAAAGAUCCUUCCACAGUUUGAGAGAAGAUUUUCUAGCAACAGUUCAGAGGUUAGGUCUUCGUGCUUGACUAUUCAUAAUGUGACUUUGGAAGAUGAAGCCUGUUACAGAUGUAUCUUCAAUGUGUUUCCAGCUGGCCAUCACAUGAGAGAAACUUGCCUUAUUGUUCACACUGUGUCUGCCCUGAGCAUUGAACUGUCCUCCAAGAUCAGCCCUGAUGCUCUCCUCGAAGUGGUCUGCUCGAUGACUGGGAAACCAGCCCCUCAGAUCUCCUGCUAUGCCCAGAGCGUUUUGUUGGGUCCUGCCAAGGAACAUCACAUUCUGAAUCCAAACGGUACUGAACUGGUGACCAAACAGUACACCCUCUCUCUGGAAGCCAUCCGGUCCUGGAAAAUCUUCUACCUGGUCUGUGUCGCAGAUCACCCUGUGCGAAGGGCAGAGGAGAUCGUGGCCCUGCCCCAGGAAUUGGAACCUCUUGAUCUUCAUUGGAGGACAUUGGUGUUUCCUAUAAUAAGUGCAACUUUUGUUUUAAUUAUCGUUAUUGGCACCCUAGCCUAUAUUUUUAGGAGAAAGAAUAAGAAAAGGGCACCUAUUUCCCGUGUCCUCUGCACUCCAGUUGGGAAGACGACUCCUACUGAACAUCUGCAGAGCACGCCAAAGACGCCCAGGAACCAGAAUAUUUCCUUCUGCAAUGAGAAGCAAAACCCAGGAAGUACAGUCAGAAAGAGACCAAUGGAGAACAGCAGAUUGAUACCAGAUGCUGGAAACAGCUCUGCAAGAAGAGAGAUCAUUCCAGUAGAAGAGGAUCAUGCUGCUGAUGGCUGUUUGAAUCAUUCAUUUGUUACAAGCUGACUCCAGAGUAACUGAGGAUUCAUGAGAAAGCACAAGAGCAAAAGAUAGUCUACUGACUGAUGAAGUGCAUCCUCCCUCUGGCCUGGAGCCCCUUCCUGCUUCAUAUACAACACCUUCCAAGUUUUAUUAAAAUCACACUUCCACCAAGAGGACUUCUCCAAUUAAGCCCUCAUUUCCCUCACUCGCUCUCCCUUCUGCACUUAGAUCUGUGUCCUUUAAGUAGUUGAUAUUCACAUCCCCCUCAGCUUCACGGCACUUAUGUACAUAUCUGUAAAUUAUUUUAAUGUCUGUCUGUCUCUCUGUGGACUGUAAAC
Messenger RNA from Tachyglossus aculeatus (Australian echidna), 1588 nucleotides. RefSeq names its product OX-2 membrane glycoprotein-like. Gene Ontology annotation, biological process: negative regulation of macrophage activation; regulation of immune response. The record is from RefSeq and is a predicted model, not a curated record. Gene Ontology annotation, molecular function: cell-cell adhesion mediator activity. Lineage: Eukaryota; Metazoa; Chordata; Mammalia; Monotremata; Tachyglossidae. The coding region runs from base 168 to 1274 and encodes 368 amino acids. The transcript is spliced from 6 exons.